AUGGUUUAUAUUACACUUAUACCUUUUGACGUCUACAAUGCAGUCAAUCAUUACAAGACAGUUAUUUUCAACAUAGAUUUAUAUACUUUCUACCUCUGUGAUUACAUCAUUUUGAUUGGCUUGUGUUUCAUCGUUUUGCCAUUCACAUACUUUUACGCGGAGGAAUCAUUAGAAAACGAGGAUGAUAUUGAUUUCUUUUCCCUUGGGGAAUACUCUGACGAUGAUGAGGAGUUUGAUACUAUAAGUACAGGGUCUUCUUCAACUAUGCAAGUUAAAGGAGAAAAGAGAAGCAAGAAGCAUUCUUUGAAUCAGCGACUAAAGCAAACUUGGACUAAAGCAGUGAUAUCCUUUAAGAAAACAUCUCUAUUUAUUGGAGGUUUAAGUGUGCUUUUAAUAGUUAGCUACUUCUUAUAAAAUACUGUUUUCAGACAAACUGAGGAAAAUGAGAAAUAUAUGGACAGCUGGAAGAAGCAGAUAUUUGAUACAAAUCAAUAUGGAGAGACAUUUGUGAGAUUUAUAGUCACACUCAUGAUCUUUAUUGGAGCAAUCUUUAAACUACUUUACAAUUCCUAUGGAAUGGCUUCAAUGCCUUUGCUAUUGAUAAAGGGUUAGAAAUCUUUAGAGGAUGAAAGAGAUGCUAUAAGCAAGUCAAUUGAGUAAGUUAGGGAGUAACUUAGAGCUAUCUAAGAAAAAUAUUAAAAGUCUCACGAAUAAGUGUCUAGAAAAGAUAAAUAAGCUUUAAGAAAACUCCGAAAAGAUGAGAAAAUGUUGAAUACUAAAUCAAACAAAAUUGAAAGCACGAUUUAAAGAUGCCUUAGUAUUUCCUUAUUAAUUAUCUCAUCAAUUGUUGCAGCAAACAUUGAUAAAUUGUUGAAUUCAACUUGUGGCUUUCACUGUGGUUACUUUAUUGACAAAUAUACUUUGUUCAACCCUCUUGAUUGGACGCUUGUUUAACUAUCAAAAGUAUUCCCUCUAGAUUUGAUUUUCAUUUCAAUUAUAUUGAUAUAUGUGCUAGUAACUUGCAUCUUUGGUAUAGUAAGAUUAGGAGUUAGAUUCAUGCAGAUCUUCAAUGUAAUUUAAUAUCAUUUAACUUAAUUACACUAGGGUUAUACUAUAAAGAAGAGAGAGACUUAACCAUAAGCCUUGAAUCUAGCUGCUGUUUUGAUUAUUCUUAUGGUAUUUGCAUUCUCCAUGCAACUAAUGACGAUUUCUCCUCAGUACACUACUUUUGGCUCAUAAAGAUUAGAAGAUGGAACCCCUUGUGGACUAGAGUAGAAUCAGACGAGAUUAAAGCACUCUAAAUUUGCUUAAUGUGAAAUGACAGAGAUCUCCUCCUUUUACAAUAAAAUCCUGCUUUCAAUGCCUUUGUUUAGCAUUGCUUACUAUUUCCUUAGUUGGAUUUUUGUGACAACCUUCACCAUAUUUUUACUCUACAGUCUUACUAAAAAAGCCGAGAAAAACUUUUCACUUAGUGAGUAUAAUGAAGAUGAGAUUUUAGAUCUAAAGUCAUUCAUAGGGAAAUCCUCAUCAAGUGGUAAACUUGGACUUAGCAAUCCCUAGGAUUCUGAUGAAGAUUGA
Messenger RNA from Stylonychia lemnae, 1578 nucleotides. NCBI's taxonomy places the organism in Eukaryota, Ciliophora, Spirotrichea, Sporadotrichida, Oxytrichidae. The record is from the annotation of a GenBank genome assembly.